Messenger RNA from Penicillium atrosanguineum, 255 nucleotides. Its product is annotated as cytochrome b5-like heme/steroid binding domain-containing protein. Bases 1 to 255 code for a protein of 84 amino acids. Lineage: Eukaryota; Fungi; Ascomycota; Eurotiomycetes; Eurotiales; Aspergillaceae. The transcript has 2 exons. Gene Ontology annotation, molecular function: heme binding. The record is from RefSeq and is a predicted model, not a curated record. Gene Ontology annotation, cellular component: membrane; intracellular membrane-bounded organelle.
AUGUCGCAGACAUUCACCCCCGCCGACGUCGCCUCCCACAAUAGCGCCGAGAAGGGCCUGUACAUCAUCGUCGACAACAACGUGUACGACGUGACCAACUUCGUCGACGAGCACCCAGGUGGUGCGAAAAUCCUCAAGCGCGUUGCUGGCAAGGAUGCGUCCAAGCAAUUCUGGAAGUACCACAACGAAUCCGUGUUAAAGAAGUACUCGCCCAAGCUGAAAAUCGGUGAAGUCAAAGAAGCCGCCAAGUUGUGA